AUGUCUGGACCAGGUGGUCGUCACUUGUCUGUGUCUCACUAUGCUGAGAACCAGGGCCAGAACGCCUACGAUGGUGGUCGCCGCCGCUCCUCCAUCGCCCCUGCCGGCUCUAUCAGCGGUGCAUCGCCGCAAAAGGCUGGCGUCCUCAACCAGAAGGAUGACACGCUUCGCAAGAUGUCCGUCGCCAUUCCGAAUCUUGCUGAACUCUCCGCCGACGCGAAGAACGCUGCCGAACAUGAGAGGAAAAUGGGCUUCCGCGAGGGUGCAAAGCUCUACCCGCUAGCUAUGUUCUUCUCUUUUGGUCUCUCCAUCGCCGUCAUUAUGGAGGGUUACGACACCUGGCUACUAGGUUCCUUCUACGGCAUGCCUUCGUUCGCAAGGAAGUUCGGCGACUUCGCUGGUAACGAUCCAGACACUGGCGAGGCAAAGUACGAGGUCAACGUUACUUGGCAGAACGCCUUGGGUAAUGGUACCGCGGCUGCUCAAAUCAUUGGUCUCAUGAUCAACGGUAUUGUCUCCGAGCGCAUCGGCUACAGAUGGACGAUGAUAGUCAGCCUCUUCCUCGUCUCGGCUUUCAUCUUCAUCCAGUUCUUCGCCGUCAACGUUCAGAUGCUCCUGGCAGGCUACUGCUUGGCUGGACUUCCAUGGGGUGUCUUCCAGACACUCACAACCACCUAUGCCGCAGAAGUGUGCCCCGUGCCGCUUCGCCCAUAUCUCACUACCUUCGUCAACCUCUGCUGGGUUAUCGGCCAGCUCAUCGCUGCCGGAAUUCUCAAGGGAUUCGUCAGCGGUACGACCAACUGGUCAUGGCGCAUCCCGUAUGCGAUCCAGUGGAUUUGGCCGUUGCCAAUCGCAAUCAUUACAUUCUUCGCGCCAGAGUCACCAUGGUGGCUUGUCCGACAUGGCAAGCUGGAUCAGGCUCGCGCUGCUCUGCUCAAGCUUACCAGCAAGAAGAAUGCGAACUUCAAUGUGGAGGACACUCUCGCGAUGAUGAUCCACACCAACGAGCUUGAAAUUCAACAGACAUCGGGUACCUCGUACUUGGAUUGCUUCAAGGGCGUCGAUCUCCGCCGCACAGAAUUGACAAUCAUGACCUGGGUCAUUCAGCAGACCUCGGGCUCUCCCAUGAUGGGAUGGGGUACAUACUUCAUGCUCCAGGCCGGUCUCGACACGCCCGAUGCAUACUCUCUCGGUGUGGGUCAGUCGGCCAUGGGUUUCGCUGGUACCGUCGCCUCCUGGUUCUUGAUGCCACACUUCGGUCGUCGGACCCUGUACCUCUGGGGCCAAGUUGCCAUGUUCAUCAUUCUAGUUAUCAUUGGCGGUCUGGGAAUCCCACAACUCGCUUCUGGUACCGGAUGGGCUACAGGUGCUCUGAUCCUGGUCCUCACUUUCGCCUACGACAUCACUGUCGGCCCGGUCUGCUACUCUCUCGUCGCCGAGCUGCCUUCCACACGUCUUCGCAUCAAGACUGUUGUGCUGGCCCGCAACGUCUACAACAUCUGCGGUAUAAUCAUCGGCACCCUGCAGCCGCGCUUCAUGAACCCCGACUCUGGCUGGGGCUGGCGUGGAAAGACCGCCUUCUUCUGGGCUGGUGCUAAUCUGUUGGGUCUUGUUUGGACUUACUUCCGUCUUCCUGAGCCAAAGGGUCUUACCUACGCCGAUCUCGAUGUCCUCUUCGAGAACAAGGUCUCUGCCCGCAAGUUCCGACAGGUCGAGGUCGAUCCUUUCCGCUCUGACAACUUGGUCAUUGUUCCUGAUGAGUAUAACUCGGACAAGAAUGAUGUUUAUACUCAGGAGAAGGUGUAA
Messenger RNA from Cyphellophora attinorum, 1806 nucleotides. RefSeq names its product Maltose permease MAL31. Gene Ontology annotation, cellular component: membrane. The coding region runs from base 1 to 1806 and encodes 601 amino acids. The record is from RefSeq and is a predicted model, not a curated record. Gene Ontology annotation, biological process: carbohydrate transport; transmembrane transport. The transcript has 2 exons. Gene Ontology annotation, molecular function: carbohydrate:proton symporter activity. NCBI's taxonomy places the organism in Eukaryota, Fungi, Ascomycota, Eurotiomycetes, Chaetothyriales, Cyphellophoraceae.